GUUCCUAUGUUUAGAAUUUGUUUGAGCAAGAACCUUGUCGUCGUCAUCUUCAACGAAAGUCAUCUGAAGCGGAGCAAAAUCAGCGGUAGGAGAGAUUUUGCAUUCAUCUGCGAGAUUAGGGAGUGAAACAGAUGGGAGAAGGAGGCGAAGAAGCGAAAGGGGCAAACGAAGGAAACCCUAACUCCAAAGAUCAUGAUAAUCAAACUAAUCUACAGCUGUUAAACGAGAAAGGCGCUUCCAGAAAGGGUAAAUCAUGCAAAGGAUGUUUAUACUAUUCAUCAACGCUAAAAUCCAAUUCCCGUAACCCUGUUUGCGUCGGCAUCACCCGUUCCCUUCCCAAAGUACCUCGCUACUAUGUUGGAGAAUCUGAGAUGGAAGCUUCCAAAGAGGGAAGAAGCCUUGCUGAUUUUAGAUAUGGUUGUGUUGGUUACUCUGUUUAUUCGGAUAUGAAAAAUCAAAAUGGUGAUUCACAAGAUACACAAAAGGAGUUGCCAGUUUGUGUUGGAAUCGAGGUUCUUGUGGAUAGAAAAGUCACCAAUGCCAACUCGGCUCCUACUCAUGCUCAUGCUCAUAAUCAUAAUAAAGAUAACCAUGCAAUCCCACAACCACGAGUAAACAGGCCUGCUGCUCAAUCUACAUCAUCAGAUGAUUUCUUUAGUAGAUUUACGCGAAAUGCAAAUGUAGUUGCAUCAGGGGUAGCAAAGAAUGUGCGCAAAGUUGGGAAUCAAAUAAAGGAAAGUGUUGAUGACAUUUUGUAUCCUUAUCGAAGAAGACCAAAGUAAUAAAAAUAAAAUAAAUGGAAAUUAUUUAUCCAUACAGACUGAAGCCAUUAAAUCAAGUUUACCAUGAGGUCAACAAUGGUAAUAAAGAAGAUCAAGAAUCAUGAAUCAAAGAUGCAAAAAGUUUCAUUGGUUCUCAUAAUGUGUUAAAACUAAAAUAUGCAUCAUACUACUAUUUUUGUACACUUACUCAUAAUUUGCAGAAAUGAGCUCCAU
This is a messenger RNA of Lactuca virosa, 995 nucleotides long. The record is from the annotation of a GenBank genome assembly. Lineage: Eukaryota; Viridiplantae; Streptophyta; Magnoliopsida; Asterales; Asteraceae.